UGCGUGCGCCGUGCGUUCUGUCUUGAUCAAAAUCUUGGAUCAUCCUUGGUUCGCAAUGUCUAAAUUGCUCUUGAAGUGGGACAAUUUUGGCUAUCAGAAUAGUGAGAUUCGUACUGCACUCGUUUUCGGCAUUAACGCCGAAAAUGUAAUUAUUGUCCUCCAAAAUGAUGAGGUGCUUGCUCUUGGAACAAAUCAAAUUUAUUGCCUUGGAACUGGCGUCGAAGGUGAGGUGAAAGAGCUCAAGCGCAUUGAGAAUUUAUGUGGGCAAAGAAUCGAAGGGUUUGAAUUUACUGGCGUUGGUUGCUUAUUCUGCUUAUUUGCCAUUUGUGAAUCUGGUUCCGUAUUCUCUUGGGGAGGAAAUGGAUAUGGACAGCUUGGAUUAGGAACCACAGGAUACACCCAAGUGCCCACUAAAAUUUUGGGUUGUCUAGAGCAGAAAAAGGUUGUCCAAGUGGCCUGUGGCGGUGAUCAUACACUAGCUUUGACGUCGGAGGGAGAGGUUUACGCUUUCGGUCGAAAUGCUAAUGGAGAAUUAGGUUUGGGUACCACAGACAGGCACUUUCUUCCACAGAGGGUUGGCGGACUGCUGGACGGGAAAAUUGUAACCUCAGUUGCAUGCCAGAUGGACUCUUCUCUUGCGCUCCUUCGUUCUGGACAGAUUUGCGCUUGGGGUAGCAACUUAAGAGGCAAGUUGGGCCUACCUUCAACCUCAGUCCAGGAAUGUAGUCCCUGCAUGGUGCUCGGCCUGGAAGGUGUUGUGAUUUACAAAAUCGUCUGUGGAAUCCGUUUCACUCUCGCUUUGUCUGACGAUGGAAAAAUUUACUCCUGGGGAGACAACUUUAGAGGCUACUUGGGAAAUGGGACUACCAAAAUUGUCAAGAGACCAGCUAUUAUUUCACAAGAGAUGGGAAGGGUUAAAGACAUUGCUGCCACUCAAAACUUAAGCCACCCGUGCGCUGCCAUCAAUGAAAAGAACCACGUUUACUGCUGGGGCAGUUGCAAUGACCAAAUUGUUGAGAAACCAAUGCUAACUUCCUUCUCGUCAUUUGACGAAGUUUAUGUCGAUGCCUCUCCUCCAAUAACCUACCAUCGUUUUCAAUCGAAAAAUACGAAUUAUGGGAGGAAGAUGAAAGGCUCGGUAAUUGAGCGUUUUCAAAGAGCGUUUGACAAUCCUGAAACUACUGAUUUUGCAUUCAUUGUCGAGGGGAAGAAAAUCCACGUUCACAAGAAUCUGUUGACUGUUGGCAGCGACGUGUUCAAGAAUUUGUUCCUGGGUAAUUGGAAGGACAGUCACCAAAAAGAGCUGAUUGUCGAGGAUCACAGCUACGAUGCCUUCUACGCGUUCCUCAAGUACUUCUACACUGAUGAAAUUGAUCAUGAAAUCCCACCUGAACUUGUUCUUGAUUUGUAUUCCGUAGCCCACUUCUAUCAGGUGACUGAUCUGUUGGAUGAGUGCGAGAAGAUUCUCAAAUCUGGCCUGUCUGUCCAAAUCGCUGCUGCUGUGUAUGAGAAGGCAAUUUUGUUUGGAGCUAAGGACUUGUGUGAGUUCUGCAUGAAAUUUUGCAAGGAGCAUUUGCUUGAAGUCUUGGAAAAUUUUGAUUCUGAUGACUGCAAGAGAGAAUUCAUCUUGGAGGUUUACCGUCGGGCGGCUAAUCAAAAGAAAAACUGAUGAAAUAGUUUUUCUUGUGAUUUUGCUACAAUGCACGUAUUCCAAAUAUGCUCUUUAAG
Cloeon dipterum is the source of this 1728-nucleotide messenger RNA. Its product is annotated as RCC1 and BTB domain-containing protein 1-like. Gene Ontology annotation, cellular component: cytoplasm. The transcript has 11 exons. NCBI's taxonomy places the organism in Eukaryota, Metazoa, Arthropoda, Insecta, Ephemeroptera, Baetidae. Gene Ontology annotation, molecular function: protein binding. The record is from RefSeq and is a predicted model, not a curated record. The coding region runs from base 56 to 1669 and encodes 537 amino acids.